Lontra canadensis (Northern American river otter) is the source of this 1764-nucleotide messenger RNA. Its product is annotated as zinc finger protein 587B-like. The transcript is spliced from 7 exons. Gene Ontology annotation, molecular function: DNA-binding transcription repressor activity, RNA polymerase II-specific. The record is from RefSeq and is a predicted model, not a curated record. The coding region runs from base 202 to 1764 and encodes 520 amino acids. Lineage: Eukaryota; Metazoa; Chordata; Mammalia; Carnivora; Mustelidae. Gene Ontology annotation, biological process: negative regulation of transcription by RNA polymerase II.
GGCCUCCUCCUUGUGGCGGCCAUUUUGCUGCUCUCGGGCGUGCCGGGGCGGGACCGAAGUGACGGAACUGUCAAGGCGCAGAAAUCGUUGUCCCCACGGCAGAGAGGCGGGUCCGCGGCUGGCGACGCCGCCCGGACUGCCCCGCGCGGGGGCCGGGACGGGGACCGCCGGUCCAGGUGUCCACUCUGCCCAUAGGGUUCGAUGGCGGCGGUCGCGCCCAGGGACCCGGCUCAGGAUAGUGUGACCUUUGAGGACAUUGCUGUGUACUUCUCCUGGGAGGAGUGGAGGCUUCUUGAUGAGGCUCAGAGAUGCCUGUACCACGAUGUGAUGCUGGAGAACUUUACACUUGUAUCCUCACUGGGUUGCUGCUGUGGAGCAGAGGAUGAGGAGGCCCCCUUUGCACAGAGCGCUUCUGUAGGCGUUUCACAGACCUGGACGCCCAGGGCUGCUCUGUCUUCCCAGAAGACCCACCCCUGUGAGAUGUGUGGUCCCGUCUUGAGAGACAUUUUCCACUUGGCUGAGCUCCAGGGGAAAGAAAACGGCCAGAAACGGUUGAGGUGUGGGGCCUGCGGGAAACGAUUUUCUUUCGGUGUGAAGUUGGAGCAGCAGCAGCAGCAGGAGCAGCCCGCGGGAGCAAAACCAUUCAGAAGCCGUGUGGACAGGGCCUCUGCUGUCAAGAGCUGGGGAUCCGGUGGUUCGGGAAAGCCCUUUACCUGUGGAGAGGUUGAGAAGGACUUGCUGUCUGGCUCGGAGCAUCUGGGGCAAGAGGCCACUCGUACUGGGGAGAAGCCAAAGGAAAUCACCCAGUGCAGGGCAACGUUACAAAGCCGAAAAAGUCAUCACACCUGGGGAGAAUGCAAGAAUGCCUUCGGUCCCAAACACGUGCUUGUUCAGGACCACUGUUUUGUGUGCAGUGAAUGUGGGAAAACGUUCAGGUACAAAUCUUCAUUUGCCAUACACCAGAGAUACCAUACUGGAAAAAGACAUCAUGAAUUUGGUGAAUGCGGAAGAUCCCUUAGGCAGAGCUCUUCCCUCAGUCAACAUGGAAAGACUCACACUGGGUCCAGGCAAUACAAGUGCAGCAAAUGUGGGAAGUCCUUAAGCCACAGAUCUGUCCUCAUUCAUCCCCAGAGAUGGCACGAUGGAGAAAACAGUUAUGUGUGCAGUGAAUGUGCAGAAUCUUUUAACCGUGGCUCCGUGUUGAUACCAUGUAGAGUUCAAACUGGAAAAAGCGGGCCCCAGCUCGGAACCCGCUCCCGCACGCAGCCGGCCGGCGCCUCCCCGUCCCGGAUACCGGGGCCCGGGCCGCUUGGACGCGAGCAGGUGGCCGGCGCUCGGGCCUAUGGGGUCUGGAGAUUUGGGUCCCGGGCUGCCCGGCUCCGGGCCGGGACCUGGACCGCUGUCCUGUUGUCCGCUCCACCACCGAGUCCGAUGGCGGCGGCCGCGCCCAGGGAUCCGGCUCCCGCCCGAGCGCGGGGCGCCUGCUCGCGGCCCUGCGGCCCAGGCCCGGGUGUCCGGGACAGGGAGGCGCCGGUGGGCGGGGUCGCGUGUGUGAGCGCCGGCGGGCGGCGUGUGGGAGCGGGCUCCGGGCUGGGGGGCCGCUGGGGCGGGGGCUUCAGGGGGCCUGAGGCGGGAGGAUUCUGCCCUCGGGACAAGGGGACGGAGAGCCUGAGGCUGAGACGCCUGGAUUGGCGGGCGGAGGGAGUUCUAAAGAAGAGCAGUUUGGAGGUGGGAGAUGAGUACUCCGAGGAACUGGCAGGCUGA